AUGGAACAUAACAGGAACAACUCGACUCAAGAUAGCGAGAUGUACGGAGAUGAAGGGUAUGAUAUACAGGUACUAGAAAGGCCAUUUCAUUUAGAAGACUGGUUCUCCCUGAAAUACACUGUUCCAUUAUACAGUUACAUCGCACCGGUGUUGGUUCUUCUCACGGUUGUCUCCAACACAUUAGUUUUAACAGUUUUGCUGAAAAAGCACAUACGGUCGCCUACAAACGUCAUACUGGCUGGAAUAGCUUUCAGUGAUAUGCUGACGGGUGUUAUACCAUUACCGGUAUAUAUAUACUUCUUUUCGAUGGGUCAUUACAAACAUUUGGUGCCUUUUGGAUGGUGUGUUCCACUCAGAAUGCUUUACGCUAUUAUUCCCACAAUUUUUCACACAGCAUCAAUCUGGUUGACGGUUGUACUUGCUGCCCAGAGAUAUAUUUGCAUUUGCUAUUCGCAGCAAGGAAGGACGUGGUGUACAAUUGCAAACAUGAUCAGAGCUACAGUGAUUGUAUACAUAGUAGCUUUUCUAUCACAGCUCACAAAAUUUGUCGAUUUUUAUAUGGUCCCAAUUCCUAUACAAAAUUAUACGAAUCCAGAUGGAAAUUUUGAAGGAUGUUCAUUCCAUGUACGAACAUGGGUGUUGAAUAACUAUGUUGUGUAUCAAAAUACAUAUUUCUGGUUUAGAAUAAUAUGUAUCCAUCUUGUACCGUGCACAGCGCUGGUGAUACUCAAUGGUCUGUUGAUAGCUGCUAUGCAGAAGGCAAAAAGGAUCCGCAUAAAACUUCUGAAACCGGAAAGAGAGUCACAAAAACUAAUGGAAAGAAACAGUUCAACAUUGAUGCUUGUUGCAGUUAUCGGUAUCUUUUUGUUAGUUGAGUUUUCGCUUGUAACAACUCGACUCAAGAUAGCGAGAUGUACGGAGAUGAAGGGUAUGAUAUACAGGUACUAG
Messenger RNA from Mercenaria mercenaria, 948 nucleotides. RefSeq names its product sex peptide receptor-like. Gene Ontology annotation, molecular function: G protein-coupled peptide receptor activity. Gene Ontology annotation, cellular component: membrane. Lineage: Eukaryota; Metazoa; Mollusca; Bivalvia; Venerida; Veneridae. The record is from RefSeq and is a predicted model, not a curated record. The coding region runs from base 1 to 948 and encodes 315 amino acids. Gene Ontology annotation, biological process: G protein-coupled receptor signaling pathway. The transcript has 3 exons.